Molecule: messenger RNA, 1936 nt
Organism: Prunus avium (sweet cherry)
Lineage: Eukaryota; Viridiplantae; Streptophyta; Magnoliopsida; Rosales; Rosaceae
Product: HMG (high mobility group) box protein with ARID/BRIGHT DNA-binding domain-containing protein
Molecular function (GO): DNA binding
Source: RefSeq, a predicted model, not a curated record
GAGAUGUCAGACUUCGAUCGACUAAAUACAAGAGAGACACAGCUUCAAUUCAAUGGGAGGAGGGAAGGGAAGGGAAGGGAAGGGAAGUGUGUAGCUAAUAGUUAAUUGAUUAUGAAUUUAUGAAUAUAUAAACUGUGUGCGAGCUCUGCUCUGAAUGAAAAAUAAAUACUCAUAAAUUAAUAAGCAAGCAAAGCACUAUUUAAUUAAUAUUUAAUUUAGGAGACUAGGGUUUCAAAAUGCACAGAAAAAGCCAAUUUUGCACAACCGUUACAUCCCACGCGUCCAAACUACACUGUUCUCUUCUUUAUUAACAACUCAACUUUGGUCAGACUAUUUACUGUAGCUUAAUUGCAAACUUUUAUCUCGGAAAUCAUAGCUUUCUUUACUUAUCAUCAUUACUGUUAUCUCUCACUCACUUACCCAUCACACCCUUUGCCGUUCUUGGUUUUCCGGCGAGCCCUGUAAAGAAUAAGUCGCCGCAGGGAAGAGAUGUCGCCGGUGGCCGGUAACAGGGGCUCCAAUGGGUUGCAGGGUAGGCAUUAUCCUACACCCCAUGCUACCCAUGAGGAAGUUGUCAAAGACCCUGUCGUUUUCUGGGACACUCUCAGGCGCUUCCACUUGAAGAUGAAUACCAAGUUUAUGAUCCCUGUGAUUGGAGGAAAGGAGCUAGAUUUGCACAUAUUAUAUGUAGAGGUAACACGGAGGGGUGGCUUUGAGAAGGUUGUUGCAGAGAAGAAAUGGAGGGAAGUGGGUGCCAUUUUCAUGUUCUCCCCAACAACAACAAGCGCUUCUUUUGUGUUGAGGAAACACUACUCAACUCUUCUCUACCAUUAUGAACAGGUUUACUUCUUUAAGACACAGGGUCCUUUAUGUACCCCUACAGCUACUGCAUUUUCCAUUAGUAACCGUUCUGAGUCUGCAGACAAACCUGAGCUUGCUCUGGUGGAAUAUUCCCCCAAACACAUAAAAGAUUGUCCGCAUGUCAUUGAAGGUACGGGAACCAUUGAUGGGAAAUUUGACUGUGGCUAUUUCGUAACUGUGAAAUUGGGUUCGGAAGUUCUCAGCGGAGUACUCUACCAUCCUAAUCAGCAGCCUCUACCAGGUCCUUCUUCUAAUCCAAUUAGUCCAGCCCCCCAACUUGUUAAUGCCAUUGUACCAUACACCAAAAGAUCUCGUCGUCUUUUGGGUUCGAAGAGGAGGAGGAGAAGAAGGGGAGAUCCCAACUAUCCGAAACCCAACAGGAGUGGCUAUAAUUUCUAUUUUGCUGAAAAGCAUUACAAGCUCAAGUCCCUCUACCCAAACAGAGAAAGGGAGUUUACCAAGAUGAUAGGCGAGUCUUGGAGCAAUCUCACUGCAGAAGAGAGGCUGGUUUACCAGAAUAUUGGGUUGCAAGACAAAGAAAGAUACAAGAAAGAGUUGAAAGAGUACAAGGAGAGUAUGAAGCUCGGGAGUCAGGCAGACCAUGGAAAUGAACGAAAGUUGAUCACUAGAGCUUAAGAAGAGAGUCGAGAGAUUGAAUGAGCUUUGGGGUGUGCGUGUAUAUGAGAGAGAAAGUAGUCUCUGGUUGUUAAAAAGAAAGUUUAUGCAACCAUUUUACGGUGCAAGAUGAUCAGAUUCCUAAACUUUAGCUUUAAUAUGCGAGGGGCACUUAACAACAACUCCUUCCUGGUUGUUUCUAUCGUUUCUGUGUAGAAUGCGUCUGUUUCUCUGGUUUUAGUUAGCUUGUAAUAUAUAAUAUGGUAAUUCAUUAGAAACAAGGGGAAAAAACAGUUUGUAGAUCCGGCUCAGCUGCAUGCAGCAAGGAAACAUAAUAAAUUGAACGUGUGGUCGUGCAGUGCAGUGCAGGGCUGCAAUCUUUUCUUUGCAUAGUCUUCAAAACACAUCAUAUGAAUUCCAUCCUUGACGAUGAUGAUUGGACAUCAAAGAUUCAUCAGCA